Striga asiatica is the source of this 2127-nucleotide messenger RNA. NCBI's taxonomy places the organism in Eukaryota, Viridiplantae, Streptophyta, Magnoliopsida, Lamiales, Orobanchaceae. The record is from the annotation of a GenBank genome assembly.
AUGUCAAAAACCAGGUUAAGCAUGAAGCUCCUGAUGGACACCCAAGCGAAACGGGUCCUUUUUGCGGAGGCUGGCAAAGACUGCGUGGAUUUGCUAUUCCACAUACUCUCCAUACCCGUGGCUAGGCUCGUUAGCCUGCUGGGAAAACAGGGAAUGGCAGGGUCACUAGCCAAUUUGUACGAAAGCCUAGAGAACCUCAACGAAUCCUACAUUCAACCCAACUGGACCAAAGACACACUUUUGAAACCAGAUUAUUGCUCCCCGGUCCCCCUAUUAACAACCUUCAAGGACUCGGAUCAAAAGAAGUUUUUCAGGUGCAGCUUUUGCACCUCUCACGUCACAGAUUGCCCAGCUGCCACGUGUCCAGGCUGCCACCAGAAAAUGGGGCAGGCUCUGCAGUAUGUGGGCCCACCUGCGGGUAAUGAAGGUGGGUUUGUGAAAGGGGUAGUGACGUAUAUGGUGAUGGAUGAUUUGGUCGUCAUGCCGAUGUCAGCAAUCUCCAGCAUCACCUUGUUGAACAAGCUUAACAUCAAGGAAGUUGGGGCCUUGGAGGAAAAGGAGGUGAAUCUUGGAUUUUUUGAGGCUGUGAAGUUGGUCAAGGCUUCUUUCGAGACCAAGAGUGUUCUUACUCAUGUUUUCUUGAAUGACAUGGGCCAUCCAGGAAAUGAGGUUGAGGGGAUGGUGUUUGAUAAGAUCAACUGGUUUGAGACUACAAACAGUAGUAAUUUGUUUAAGAUGAAUGUUGAUCCAAAGAAUCCAGCUAGCUUGUUUGAAACUACAGACGGUUGUAAUUUGUUCGAGAUGAAUGCAGAUCCAAUGGUUCCAGCUUUCCAUUUUGGGGCGUCGAUAUCUACAUCGUCAACAGAUGCAACAAGAGAAACUGUUCCCAAAUUAUCAAAGCCAAAAAGACAGCAGUACUCAGUUUGUUUUGGCAAUGAAAAGUCAAAAGGCGGCGUGGAGCCCUCCUCCAAGUUAACCCUAAAGCUGUUGGUGGACACGCAGGGCAAAAGGGUCUUUUUUGCGGAGGCCGGCAAGGAUUUUGCCGAUUUCCUGUUUCGCAUCCUCUCCAUGCCGGUGGGUGCCAUCGUUGGCAAGCAGGGAAAUAAUAAGGCCGCGGGUUCAGUAUUAAACCUGUACCAGAGCGUAGAGAAUCUGAACCCAUCAUAUAUGCAGCCCAACACCACCAAAGUCGCCCUCUUGAAGCCUAGUCUUGAAGCCACUUGUCCUAAAUGUGGCCUGGAAAUGAAGUACGACGUGAUAUACGUGAACAGCCCGCCUAGCGAGGGGUUUGUGAAGGGCUUGGUGAUGUAUAUGGUGACGGAUGAUUUGGUGGUCGCCCCUUUCUCCACCAUCUCCACCAUUGUCUGGCUCAACAAGUUUAAUAUCAAGGACGUCGGUAUCUUGGAGGAAAGGGUGGUGAAUUUUGGCAUGGAUGAGGCUGUGAAGUUGCUGAAUGCUUGUCUGCACUCCAACAAAGUUCUCACGGACGUCUUCCUAAAUGAAAUCAAAUCAGCCAACAACCACGAACCAAACAUGUCUGAAACCUCCAGCGCAUCAUCAGUAACCCUAAAGCUAUUGAUCGACACCAAGGGCAAAAGGGUCCUUUUUGCAGAGGCCGGCAAGGACUUCAUCGACUUCCUCUUCAGCCUCAUCUCUCUCCCGGUCGGCACCCUACUGAGCCUCCUCAAGCACCACCAAACGGCGGGCUCCCUCUCGAGCCUCUACCAAAGCAUACAGAAUCUAAACGAGUCGUACAUCCAGCCGAACCAGUCCAAGGAAGCCCUCCUGAAGCCGGUCUCGGGAUUCUUUCCCCUGCUCGCGCUCGAAAACGGGCCCUCGCCAGCUGGCGGCGGGAGGAAAUUCUACAGGUGCACGUGCAACUCAACGUACGUGGCGGAGGACCCACUCGCGCCUUGUCCGCACUGCGGCAGGAAAAUGGCCACGGGCGUGUCCUACGUGGCGGGCCCGGCCCGAAAGGAAGGGCCCGGGGAAGGGGGGUUUGUGAAGGGGGUGGUGACGUACAUGGUGAUGGAUGAUUUGGUCGUCAUGCCCAUGUCAACUAUUUCAAGCAUCACUUUGCUUAACAAGUUUCAUGUGAAGGAGGAAUACUUGAACAUAUGCAAACAU